Molecule: messenger RNA, 523 nt
Organism: Rhipicephalus sanguineus (brown dog tick)
Lineage: Eukaryota; Metazoa; Arthropoda; Arachnida; Ixodida; Ixodidae
Exons: 2
Coding region: 160-492 (110 amino acids)
Source: RefSeq, a predicted model, not a curated record
GCAGUGAACGUUAAAUAUCUCUGGGAGUACGAACCUCGGUAACUAUCAAAUAUUUGAUACAUAUCUUUUCAAGCUAUUUAGAAAUAAAGGCGUCUGGCGUGCGUGAUUACAGUAUCCCACUGUGCCCCAUCCAGCGUACGCAUAUUAUCCGAGGCCGACAUGCGUUGCCUGCUGCUAUGCAUGGUUCUGUUUGUGGCGUCCACCACUGGAGAUGAAAUAAGCGACGUCAGAGUCGAGGUCGGCCGUGCUUUGAAGACAAUGGGUGAAUGGCUGCAGAACGAAGGCGCACCUGACACAGAUGGGGAGCGGACCGCACUCCAUGACGCACUGCGUAAGAUCGCCGCGGUUCAAGCGCAUGACGCUGACCUCGAAAGUGUGGAACCGUAUGUUUGGGACAAGCUCGGUGAAGUGGCCACCAGCAUCGCCAAAAAGGCUGUCGUCGCAUUCGUCGCCCAGCAAGUGAUGGGUUUAAUUGGCGGCGCUCUGGGCUGAUAUCUUGAAAAUAAAAAUGGCGUGUCAUGAA